This is a messenger RNA of Pteronotus mesoamericanus, 6146 nucleotides long. RefSeq names its product Rap guanine nucleotide exchange factor 6 (gene RAPGEF6). Lineage: Eukaryota; Metazoa; Chordata; Mammalia; Chiroptera; Mormoopidae. Bases 182 to 5041 code for a protein of 1619 amino acids. Gene Ontology annotation, biological process: small GTPase-mediated signal transduction. The record is from RefSeq and is a predicted model, not a curated record. Gene Ontology annotation, molecular function: guanyl-nucleotide exchange factor activity; protein binding. The transcript has 30 exons.
GCGUGGGCUGAGGCCCUGGGCGGGCGUUGCGAAGGCUCGCUUCCUUCAGUCCGGUACCCGCCGCGGGCCGGAGUUCCCUUCCUCGGGGACAAGGAGGUGCAGACCCUCUACCUAGGGUGAAUGCACUGUCGCAUGUGCUUCUGAGGGUAGGCUGGGGAGCUCGGGGCCGGGGGCCGCGACCAUGAACUCACCCGUGGACCCCGGCGCUAGGCAAGCGCUGAAGAAGAAACCGCCGGAGCGGACCCCUGAGGACUUAAACACCAUUUAUUCUUAUCUUCAUGGAAUGGAAAUAUUAUCAAACCUCAGGGAACAUCAGCUUAGAUUAAUGUCUGCAAGAGCACGCUAUGAGAGAUACAGUGGCAAUCAGAUUCUUUUUUGCUCAGAAACUAUUGCCAGAUGUUGGUAUAUCCUGCUUUCUGGAUCUGUGCUCAUGAAAGACUCCAUGGUCUUGCCUCCAUGCAGUUUUGGUAAGCAGUUUGGAGGAAAAAGAGGAUGUGAUUGUCUUGUAUUAGAGCCUUCAGAAAUGAUUGUGGUAGAGAAUUCCAAAGAUAAUGAAGAUAAUAUUCUCCAAAGAGAAAUUCCGGCCAGACAAUCUCGACGAAGGUUCCGGAAAAUUAACCAUAAAGGAGAGCGCCAAACCAUUACUGAUGAUGUGGACAUUAACAGCUACCUUUCUCUUCCAGCCGAUCUUACGAAGAUGCACAUUACAGACAGCCCUCAUCCACAGGUGACUCAUGUGUCUUCUAGUCAGUCUGGUUGUAGCAUCGCUAGUGACUCUGGGAGCAGCAGUUUAUCCGAUAUCUAUCAGGCUACAGAAAGUGAGGUAGGAGAUGUAGAUUUAACACGUCUUCCUGAAGGACCUGUUGAUUCAGAAGAUGAAGAGGAGGAAGAUGAAGAAAUUGACCGAACAGAUCCACUGCACGGGCGAGAUCUUGUUCGUGAAUGUCUUGAAAAAGAACCUGCAGACAAAACUGAUGAUGACAUUGAGCAGUUACUGGAGUUCAUGCAUCAGCUCCCUGCUUUUGCCAACAUGACCAUGAGCGUGAGGAGAGAACUCUGCUCGGUGAUGAUUUUUGAAGUGGUAGAGCAGGCUGGAGCUGUUAUUCUUGAAGAUGGACAAGAGCUUGACUCAUGGUAUGUUAUUUUAAAUGGCACUGUAGAAAUCAGCCAUUCAGAUGGAAAAGUUGAAAAUCUCUUUAUGGGAAAUAGUUUUGGAAUUACUCCUACUCUGGAUAAGCAGUACAUGAAUGGAAUUGUUAGGACCAAAGUAGAUGACUGUCAGUUUGUCUGCAUAGCCCAGCAGGAUUAUUGGAGAAUUUUAAAUCAUGUGGAAAAAAAUACCCAUAAAGUUGAGGAAGAGGGAGAAAUUGUUAUGGUGCAUGAACACCGUGAACUAGACCGGAGCGGAACCAGGAAAGGACACAUUGUAAUCAAGGCAACGCCUGAGCGUCUCAUCAUGCAUUUGAUAGAAGAGCAUUCCAUUGUGGACCCAACUUACAUAGAAGAUUUUCUAUUAACUUAUAGGACAUUUCUUGAAAGCCCUUUGGAUGUUGGGAUCAAACUUUUGGAAUGGUUUAAAAUUGACAGCUUAAGGGAUAAGGUAACACGGAUUGUAUUAUUAUGGGUAAAUAACCACUUUAAUGAUUUUGAAGGUGAUCCUGCUAUGACUCGAUUUCUGGAGGAAUUUGAAAAAAACCUGGAAGAUACAAAAAUGAAUGGUCAUCUCCGGUUAUUGAAUAUCGCGUGUGCUGCAAAGGCCAAGUGGAGACAGGUUGUGCUGCAGAAGGCCUCCCGGGAGUCCCCUCUGCAUUUCAGCCUUAAUGGAGGGAGUGAGAAGGGAUUUGGUAUUUUUGUCGAAGGAGUAGAACCUGGUAGCAAAGCUGCUGACGCCGGACUGAAACGUGGGGAUCAGAUAAUGGAAGUAAAUGGACAAAACUUUGAGAAUAUUACAUUUGUGAAGGCCCUUGAAAUUUUAAGGAAUAAUACUCACCUUGCACUUACUGUAAAGACCAACAUUUUUGUAUUCAAAGAGCUGCUUAGUAGGACUGAACAAGAAAAAUCUGGUGUUCCUCAUAUUCCCAAAAUUGCUGAAAAAAGAAGUAAUCGCCAUUCAAUCCAGGAUGUACCAGGAGAUAUUGAGCAGAUGCCACAGGAGAAGGGACAUAAGAAAGUAAAAGCAAAUACUGUUUCAGGUGGAAGAAACAAAAUCAGGAAAAUUUUGGAUAAAACACGAUUUAGUAUCUUGCCUCCCAAACUCUUUAGUGAUGGAGGCCUGAGCCAGUCCCAAGACGACAGCAUUGUGGGAACGAGGCACUGUAGACACAGUCUGGCCAUCAUGCCCAUCCCUGGCACACUGUCAUCCAGCAGCCCGGACCUCCUGCAGCCAACCACCAGCAUGCUGGAUUUUUCCAAUCCUUCAGCUUCUGGGUUUUACUAUAUUCCUGAUCAAGUUAUACGAGUUUUCAAAGCAGAUCAACAAAGUUGCUAUAUUAUCAUCAGUAAAGACACUACAGCUAAAGAAGUUGUUUGUCACGCUGUUCAUGAAUUUGGUUUGACCGGUGCAUCCGACACAUAUUCUCUCUGUGAAGUGUCUGUUACUCCUGAGGGUGUCAUAAAACAGAGGAGACUUCCGGACCAAUUUUCCAAAUUAGCUGAUAGAAUUCAGCUAAAUGGAAGGUAUUAUUUAAAAAACAACAUGGAAACAGAAACCUUGUGUUCGGAUGAAGAUGCGCAGGAACUUGUUAAGGAGAGCCAGCUCUCCAUGCUGCAGCUCAGUACCAUUGAGCUGGCUGCCCAGCUCUCAAUGAGGGACUUUGAUUUGUUUCGUAAUAUUGAGCCUACUGAAUACAUUGAUGACCUUUUUAAGUUAGAGUCCAAAUCAGGAAAUACUCACUUGAAAGAGUUUGAGGACAUUGUAAACCAAGAGACAUUCUGGGUUGCCUCAGAAGUUUUAACUGAGUCAAAUCAGCUUAAACGAAUGAAGAUUAUUAAGCAUUUUAUUAAAAUUGCACUUCACUGUCGUGAGUGUAAGAACUUCAAUUCCAUGUUUGCAAUAAUAAGUGGCUUGAACCUGGCGUCUGUAGCACGACUCAGAGGUACUUGGGAAAAGUUACCGAGCAAGUAUGAGAAACACCUGCAAGAUCUCCAAGACCUUUUUGAUCCAUCUAGAAACAUGGCAAAGUAUAGAAAUAUUCUUAGUAGUCAAAGCAUGCAGCCUCCAAUUAUUCCACUCUUCCCUGUUGUCAAGAAAGAUAUGACAUUUCUACAUGAAGGAAAUGACUCCAAGGUAGAUGGUUUAGUAAAUUUUGAGAAGCUAAGAAUGAUUGCCAAGGAAAUCCGUCAAGUUGUUCGAAUGACUUCUGCUAACAUGGACCCAGCUAUGAUGUUCCGACAGAGGAAGAAGAGGUGGCGGAGUCUGGGGUCGCUGAGUCAAGGUAGCACAAACUCAAACAUGCUGGAUGUUCAGGGAGGUGCUCACAAGAAAAGAGCACGCCGGAGUUCUCUGCUUAAUGCUAAGAAGCUCUAUGAGGAUGCCCAGAUGGCGAGGAAAGUGAAGCAGUACCUCUCUGGUCUGGAUGUGGAGACAGACGAGGAGAAGUUUCAGAUGAUGUCAUUGCAGUUGGAGCCUGCAUAUGGUACCUUGACCAAAAAUUUGACUGAGAAAAGAUUGGCCAAAUCAGCAGAAAUGUCUCCAGUGCCACUGAGGUCAGCUGGACAAACAGCCAAAGCCCAUUUGCAUCAGCCCCACAGAGUAAGCCAGGUGCUUCAAGUGCCAGCUGUUAAUUUGCACCCCACCAGGAAGAAGGGACAAUCAAAAGACGCUGCCACACUGAGUAUUGGUUUACCUCAGAAAGUUUUAGGAACAGCUGAAGAAAUAAGUGGUAAGAAACAUACCGAAGACACUAUGUCUGUGGCAUCAUCCUUACAUUCGAGUCCUCCUGGGUCCCCUCACGGCUCCCCACGCAAAGGUUAUACACUUGUACCAUCAGCUAAAUCUGACAACCUGUCUGACUCCAGCCACAGUGAGAUUUCUUCCCGGUCCAGUAUUGUGAGCAAUUGUUCCGUCGACUCCAUGUCUGCAGCUCUGCAGGAUGAACGGUGUCCCUCCCAAGCGGUCGCGGUUCCUGAGUCCACUGGGGUGUUGGACAAGACAGAGCACUCCUCAGGGACAGGAGACCACAGCCACCCUGGCCCCGGGUGGACACUGUCAAAGCCAUCUCUAAUCAAGAGCUUAGCUGUCUCUUCUUCUGUGAGCAGCGAAGAGAUUUCUCAUGAGCACAUCAUUAUAGAAGCAGCAGAUAGUGGUCGUGGAAGUUGGACUUCCUGUUCAAGCAGUUCCCAUGACAACUUCCAAAGCCUUCCAAACCCAAAAGGCUGGGACUUUUUGAACUCCUAUCGACAUACCCAUUUGGACGGCCCCAUUGCUGAAGUUGAAACCACUGACUGUGAGCCCUAUUCCUGUCCUAAAGGCUGCCCCAGAACUUGUGGCCAGUGUAAAGGAAGCCUAGAGACCAAUCAGAUGAGACCGAGUUGGGCCUCCUCCAGUUCUCUGUCUGACACGCACGAACCAAACUAUGGGACAGUGAAGCGGAGAGCGCUGGAGAAUGCCCCCGCUGAGCCAUCCGAAGGCUUAGACCUGAAGGAUGGCACGGACGCAGUAUAUAAAACUGUUACUUCCAGUACAGAAAAGGGCUUGAUUGUGUACUGUGUCACCUCCCCCAAGAAGGAGGAUAGGUUUAGGGAGCCACCUCCCACUCCUCCGGGAUACAUGGGGAUUUCUUUAGCGGACCUAAAGGAAGGACCCCACCUACACCUCAAACCUCCCGAUUACAGUGUGGCAGUGCAGAGGUCAAGGAUGAUGCACAACAGCCUGUCUAGACUGCCACCAGCUUCCCUCAGCAGCAGGCCCACGGCCUGUGUUCCGUCAAGGAUUGUAGCACAGCCUCAGAAGCAUGACUUGCAGCCGUCCCGUCCGACACUAGCAGACGUGGCUGACGCAGAUAGUGAAGCAGAUGAAAAUGAACAGGUUUCAGCAGUCUAGCUGGAAGUCAUGGAGGAAGGAGCUGGCAGAGCCACCCACGCUCCCCAGGCCGUUCAGCAAACAGCUGGCUGCUCUGCGCACCCACAGGUUUCACGCCCUGUGCCCUGAGCAACGCUGAGCUUUGGGUCAUGCCUCUGCGCAUUGAUCCUGCCACGCAGCCGCCUCCGCUAUGGAUGCUGUGCCUGGACAUGUCUUCACUGUGCACACCAGACCUGCCUUGGGACCAUAGUUACUAGAACAAAUCCAAACACAGAGUCCUCUACAUGUGUAAUAUGCCGCUAUAGAUUUUUUCUUUAACAUGUUAUUUUUAAGAUAGUAGUAGUAUUUCCAAGCCAUAGCUUGGGCUAACGGACAAAUUCAAAAUUGUCUGCCAAUACCGGGGAUGUUUGUAUGUAUUUGAAAAGUAACUUAUUAUUUGAAAUUUGGAGGUUUUGUUUGUAUUUAGGAGCUCUCAUUAGCUGGUGUUUAUGCUUGAGGCCAAACAGAAGUCAGCUUUACAGAACGAUAUGCUUGGUCCCCGCAGACCGUGAGCGACCCGCUGCACCAGUAGGGCUGUGCCUCAGUGUGAGGGGGAGAGGAGGCCCUUCGCGGCUGAGGUGUUGGGAAGGAAAAGAUUCCCACCUGCUGGGCCCUAUUUGGAAGGCCAGGUGAAGCUGCCACAGGGUUUCUUGUCAGCCUUUGGGGCAGGGAGGUGGCAAUUAUGAGUUCCAAAAAAUGAAAUUUUCAUGUUAAAUAACAUGUAUCCCAAUUCUUUUGAACUGAAAGUCACACUGCAUCUAACUAGCUACAAGUAUAAACCCAGUCAAUAGAGAAUGGGUUCUAGAGCAUUCUACUCUGUAGAAACCCAGAACUAAAAUGUUCUCAACUCAGAUAUGGAGUUCUUUUUUUAAAGGAAGUGUGGUCAUCUCUGGUGUUAUCAUGAAGGUGAUUUUAGCUUUGGGCGGUGUCCUGCCGUCCAGUCCCUGCCCACCAGGCUGCUGCGGAAAAGCUCAUUGCUCAUCAGGGUCAAAAGUCAGUUCAAAUUGUGUGGGAGAGGAGGAGCGAGGAUCAUGGAAAUGGUUCUCUCUUGGUUCCAAUCUCACCCCUGAGAGGAAGUAUAUUUUUU